GCUGCCGACCCAGAGCGCUGGAAGCUCGCUGGCGGUUGGCAGCUCGCGCUCGCGCCCGCUUCGAUCCCGGCCACAAAGGGAGCUUCCGGAUCCCUGCCGGCUGAGCGGGAGGCGCUCUGGGCUCCGCGCCCCAGCCCGGAACUUCUUCCCCCUUCCCCCUUGCGGGGGGGUCUGGACCCAUAGCGGCGGGGGCGCGUCUCCGGCCGCGGGGCUCGAGCCGCAAGGAAUCGCGACGGCGGGCGCCAGGAAAUAAUGAAAAAAGUCUGCUAAGGCUCUUGAUCAGAGAACUGGAAUCUGAGAAGAAGUCACUAACUAAGCUCAUGUUUUCUCCUGAUCAAGAAAAUCAUCCAUCUAAAACACCAGUAAAAUAUGGUGAACUGAUUGUAUUAGGGUAUAAUGGCUCUCUGCCAAAUGGAGAUCGAGGAAGAAGGAAAAGUAGGUUUGCUUUAUUUAAAAGACCCAAGGCAAAUGGGGUGAAACCUAGCACUGUGCAUAUUGCCUGCACUCCUCAAGCAGCAAAGGCAAUAAGCAACAAGGACCAACAUAGCAUAUCGUAUACCUUGUCUCGGGCCCAGACAGUGGUGGUUGAAUAUACACAUGACAGCAACACUGAUAUGUUUCAGAUUGGCCGGUCAACAGAAAGCCCUAUCGACUUCGUAGUGACAGAUACGGUUCCUGGAAGUCAGAGUAAUUCAGAUACACAGUCUGUACAGAGCACUAUAUCACGGUUUGCUUGCAGAAUCAUAUGUGAACGGAACCCUCCUUUUACAGCAAGAAUAUACGCUGCAGGAUUUGACUCCUCAAAAAACAUCUUUCUUGGGGAAAAAGCUGCCAAAUGGAAGACAUCCGAUGGACAGAUGGAUGGGUUAACCACAAAUGGAGUUCUUGUUAUGCAUCCGCGCAAUGGAUUUACUGAAGACUCCAAACCAGGGGUGUGGAGGGAGAUAUCUGUGUGUGGGAAUGUGUUCAGCCUCCGUGAAACCAGAUCAGCUCAGCAGAGGGGAAAAAUGGUUGAGAAUGAAACCAACCAACUCCAAGAUGGCUCAUUAAUCGAUCUGUGUGGAGCAACGAUGCUGUGGCGUACUGCCGAAGGCCUUUCACGCACUCCUACGGUGAAGCACUUGGAAGCUCUAAGACAGGAAAUAAAUGCCGCCAGGCCUCAGUGCCCUGUAGGGUUUAACACAUUAGCAUUUCCUAGUAUGAAGAGGAAAGAUGUUGUCGAUGAAAAGCAACCAUGGGUGUAUCUCAACUGUGGCCACGUACAUGGCUAUCACAACUGGGGAAACAAAGAGGAAAGAGACGGGAAGGAUCGAGAAUGUCCCAUGUGCCGCUCUGUUGGCCCCUAUGUGCCUCUGUGGCUUGGAUGUGAAGCUGGAUUUUAUGUAGAUGCAGGACCUCCGACUCAUGCAUUCAGCCCCUGUGGACACGUGUGCUCAGAAAAAACAACUGCAUAUUGGUCCCAAAUUCCUCUUCCUCAUGGUACUCACACUUUUCAUGCAGCCUGUCCGUUCUGUGCACAUCAGCUGGCUGGCGAACAGGGUUACAUCAGACUCAUUUUCCAAGGACCUCUUGACUAAUACACGUGUCACCAAGGACUUCAUUAAAUUUAUAAGCUAAGCAAUUCUGAUUUUAAACAAACUGUCUAUUUCAUAUUCUCUGGGCUUUGACAGUUUGCAUUAAAAUGAAGAUCUUUUUUUUGUUUUGUUACAGCAGCUAAAUCCCUUUCUAGAUGAGGAAAAGCCUGGAAGCAACAAGAUAGAUUAUGAGGAGGAAAGGGAAAGUUCCCGUCUUUGUUUAGUGUCUGCUUUUGGAGAGGGGAAGGGAAUUUAUGCAUAGUGAAAUUCAAUGCCUUCAAUUUAAUAUUUUUGAAUGACAUGCCCUUGGUGUUUAAAAGUUGCUUUUUUGUAUAACUGAGGAUAAAUAUGGUCAGUUCAAAGGACAUUAGUUUACAGCUUGGAUGCAAACAUUGUAAAAUAUAGCAACAUGUAUAUUAACUUUUUCUAUUUAUCUUUAUUAUUGAAAUUAUCUUAUGGCAUUUUGAUAGAGGAGCAGCAUGGUGGUAGUGUGUUAAAUCCAUUGACUGGAUGCAUAGAAUAGUUCCUGAUGGGGAAGGUUAGAAGAAAACUGUAGAAGUACCUUUUUAAAAUCUAGAGUACUAUUGAGUUCUUAGAGUAGCUGAAUGCUUUUUAAACAAAAUUAAUGCAAAUUACAGUGGUGUAAAAAUAUGCUUUAACCUCUCAAAAGAUCAUUAUGAUGGACUUUUUCAAAUGUCUGUCCGUUGGGUAGGACUAUAAUAAAAGAACUGGUCACAGGAAAACA
Mauremys reevesii (Reeves's turtle) is the source of this 2319-nucleotide messenger RNA. RefSeq names its product pellino E3 ubiquitin protein ligase 1 (gene PELI1). The record is from RefSeq and is a predicted model, not a curated record. Gene Ontology annotation, biological process: protein K48-linked ubiquitination; regulation of Toll signaling pathway. NCBI's taxonomy places the organism in Eukaryota, Metazoa, Chordata, Testudines, Geoemydidae. The coding region runs from base 321 to 1577 and encodes 418 amino acids. The transcript has 7 exons. Gene Ontology annotation, molecular function: ubiquitin protein ligase activity; protein binding.